AUGCCAGAACUUUGCGAUUCAUGUUGGAGAUUGCCUGGUCUGAAUUUCUGGAGCGUGUCAUCCCAAGUUGGUUGUCGCCUGGGAGGCCAAAGCCCGGCGCGAGGUUCUACCUGUUCGCUUUCCUUGCAGCCACGCUGGUCCACUUCGCAAUGUCAAUCUACACCCGUACGUGGUAAAUGUGCUGGUUUAUCAUCGGAGGCAUUCUCGAGGUGGUUGGCUACGCUAGACAUGUUGCUGGCGGCCUCGGCCAGUCCGUCGAGGUCUACUUGUCCCCCAUCUUCCUCACGGCUACCAUCUACAUGUGCUUCGGCAGAGUCAUAUCCUCCCUGGGAGCCAACCGCUAUGCCCUCAUUUCCGGCAAGAGACUUACAGUCUUCUUUGUUACUUGCGAUAUCAUCUGUCUUGCAACACAAUCCGCAGGUCUUGCCCUCCAAGCAGGAUUUUUUCGCUACCACAGAGCACUCAUCCAGUGGCCAGUAUAUUUCUGCGCAAACUACCUACCUCGUCAUUGCUUGCUUUGUUGUCAGAAUCAUCUUCAGAGUCGUCGAGUACGCUCAACAUUUGGGCUACAUCCUCUUCCACACUAUCUACACAUUCCGCCUGGACGCAGCCCCUAUGAUUCUUGCCAUGAUAGUGUUCUUGGUGGUGUACCAACCAUUAGCUAUUAUAGCGGAAGAAAACCAGGUUCCAGAAACUAUCGAGCUUUCCCAGAUCCCCCAUGGUCCAAGAAAGAUGGCUUGA
Ogataea philodendri is the source of this 741-nucleotide messenger RNA. RefSeq lists its product as uncharacterized. Gene Ontology annotation, cellular component: membrane. Bases 1 to 741 code for a protein of 246 amino acids. Lineage: Eukaryota; Fungi; Ascomycota; Pichiomycetes; Pichiales; Pichiaceae. The transcript has 3 exons. The record is from RefSeq and is a predicted model, not a curated record.